Trichoderma asperellum CBS 433.97 is the source of this 453-nucleotide messenger RNA. NCBI's taxonomy places the organism in Eukaryota, Fungi, Ascomycota, Sordariomycetes, Hypocreales, Hypocreaceae. The record is from RefSeq and is a predicted model, not a curated record.
UCGGCUCUACAUUAUGCAGUUGCGGAAUCUAACGUAAGAUUAGUCCAAGCAUUAAUCAUGCGGAGGGCAGAACUUAAUCUUCAGGAUCAAGAGGGAAGAACCCCUUUAUAUGAAGCCGCUUCCCGUAACGUGGCCAACUGUCUCAAGCUUCUCAUCAAUGCCGGUGCCAAUAUCAAUAUUACCGAUAAUUCUGACAUCAGCCCUCUGGCGGCAGCAGCAGCACAGAACCAUGAGCAUUCUAUCGACCUUUUGCUCGACCUGCUGUCGAUGAUCCUCAAAGCUAAGCCUGAGGCAGUACGUGAUAUAGACGAGGACGGUUGGACGCCACUUCACUGGGCAUGCCGUCAAAAGAACUCCGUGGAUAUUAUUCAUAUACUACUCGACAACGGGGCAGAAAAGAAUGCUGCAACUAAGAGAGGAUGGCGACCAAUUGAUGUUGCUAAAUAUCAUGGC